Messenger RNA from Chara braunii, 2342 nucleotides. Lineage: Eukaryota; Viridiplantae; Streptophyta; Charophyceae; Charales; Characeae. The record is from the annotation of a GenBank genome assembly.
GGAGGCAAAGACUGCCAACUUCAUCUAGAUCCCAAGGCAAAUUCGUCCAAACUAUCUAUCCCAUUCCGACGUCAACUUCGCACAACUCCAUCUCUUUUCCGUUCACUGACCCCGACCUUCUUCACACUGAUCUACUCCUCCAUCGCGACUCCAACUUGUAGACGGGAUUCCUCGAUCUGCUAUAACUUUUUCCAGGAAGACAUUUCCAGCAAUGGCGAUGUCUUAUUCCCAGGCAGCUCAAAGGGCAAUGAGUGAGAAGGAGGAGAAGGACUUUGCGAAAGGACAAGGGGGAGCGUCAAUGAGCCACUCAGGGCAGAUGCCAUCGCAGUCAGGCACAAAUUCGAAGACGGAGGCUACCAAGUCACGAACUUUGGGGCAAAAGGCAAUGGAAUUCCUGCUGGAGAAAACUCAGAUCAAGGUGGAGAUCAAAGUAACAAAGGAGAUAAUCAGGGGGGAGGGAGGGAAGGAGGAGGAAGUGGAUGUUUGGGAAUACCCAGAGGAGGACAUCCAGUCCCUGAACGAGCUGUAUGAGAAGCAUGCGGUGCUGUUCAACUUUUCGGGACGAAGCAGGGAACUUUCGUUGAACGAAAAGAGAAGAUGGGUGAUGGACAGGCUAAUAGCCAUGGAAGACGUCCCAGGGAAGGAACCAGAGGUAUCAUACCACAGGAGGGGAAGGUUUUCAGUUAUGAUUGUCUGCGUGGAUCCAACUUACGCGCAAUACCUGAUAUCGAUCGGAUCUCUGAAAUGCAAGAUGUCGGUGGUGACAAUCCAACCUUGGAAACCACCAAGGCCGCCGCAGGCUGAAGCUUCAAGACACAGGCAGUCCAUGCUAAGAAACCACUUCUGGGUUCAGUUUGAUAAUCUAUCAGAGGGGAUGCACAGUUUUGUUCAAAGCAGGCUGCAGGCGGAGUAUCCAAACAACCCAAUCAUCGAAUGGUUCCCAGCUAACCCGGACUUCCUGGCACCUAAUCACGAUGCAAGAGUGGCAUGCUUGGAAGUAACGUCAGGGGCACCGCCAAAGUUCCCAGAUCAGUGGAUCUUCAAGAAAAGUGGGCAGAGAGUCACAGUGUUCAUCUCAUCCAAGACCAAUCCUUUCUGCUUCAAAUGCAGAGGCAGAGGCCACCUGGGUACUUCAUGCCCACAAGGGAGCUUAGGAGAAACAGCGGGGAAAAGGAUGGCAUUGAAGCAAUCGAUGAUGCAGGAGUGUGAGAGUAAACCGGGAGUAUGGUACAUAAAUUCAGCACAGUACAGGGGAUGGAUCUUUGAUGACAAUCUGGAAAACCCGAAGUGGGUGUGGGUGAUGAAAGGGGAGCCGACAGUUAAGCCGGACAUCUAUCCUCCUUAUGACAGCAGGUGGAGGCACACAGGAGCCAAACGCAUGGAGGACAAGGAAACUGGAUUCCUUAUCAAACCCAUGUUGGAGGAAGAAGUAAUGCAGGAUGUGGAACGGAGAUUGAAGCUCAUGAGGGAACUGCACGAGGUUGGGAAGAAUGCAGAAUUGGCAUUCUUGGAGAAUGCAGAAGCCAGAUCUCAGCAGCAGGGCCAGACAAGAGACAAGGAGGAGAGGUCGAGAGAAAUGGAGGAGGGUGAGGGAGACAAUAUGGAUUGCGAGCAAGGAGGGAAGGCAGAGACUGAGAGAGGAAGUACUUCCACAAAGAGGAAAGGAGAGGCAAGAGGAGAGAUUGGGUCUAACUCUCAAGAAGGAGAUUCACAUCAGGGAAAAAGGAGACAAAAGACCCAAUCCGGAGGGGGGGACACUACAAAGGAGGAAGAGGGGGAAUCAGCAGGGAGAUCGGGGAAGGAGAGCGAGCCAGACUCAAGCUCACGGGAUGCGACCUCAAAGAGAAGCAGGGCACGAGAAGAUGGGGCAGGCAUCGCAGGAGACAAAGAGGAGGACUUGACAGACAAUGACCACCCAGAAGGAUCCUCACAGUAUGAUGAAGACAAAAGCGGUUCCCAGGGGGCCCAGGACCAUGAAACAUUGGAGGACGAAGAAAGGGUAAGAGAGAGGGCGAGAAAGAGGGGCAUGCAAAAUGUCGAAAAUAUGACAGUGCAACAGAUUUUGCAAGCAGAAGAGGACCAGAGGGAGAGUUCAACAGACGAAGAAAGUGAAGCCUCAUCAGGGGAGGAAGAAGAAGAGGAGGAGGAAGAUCAGGAAGACUCAGAUGCAGAAGAUUAGACAAGGGACAGGAAACACACCUACAAGAAUCUGUAGGACACCAGAAAACGAAGUACCAGAUAGAGAAGAAACUGCAAAGAGUUAAAGCAGCAUGGUGGGCCCCAGCAGCAAACAACCAUUCCGCGGGUGUAGUUAUACUGCAGAACAAAAGGGCGAAAGCGGC